UCCAUAUGAACGAGGUUUCCGCGCUUUGGGCGAUUGGUCCAAAUCAGACUAAACGGACAACCCCUGGAUUAGGAAUCUGAGGCGAGGCGGAGUCUGUGAUCGAGAAUAUUGCAGUUUUAAAACAAACAUUAAAAAUGCAACGAGUAGCCAUAUUCGUUAAUUUUUAAGAUCCGAUGCCUUGUCUUUUUCUUAUUAAUGGUUAAUAGAACAUAAGUUCCUGCAUACGAAUUGUGGUUGCCUUUGUUUCAAGCUCAGCUUCUGGAGCUUGUGGAGGCGAUCGGGUGCAUUGUGCCAAACGGAUCACUGACGGCGCUGCAGGAUGGUGAGCGGGUAUUGCUGAUAGAUAUGAGGCAAUUAUAUUCAACGGUACGGUUCGGACGCUGGAUGACUGAAGCGCGUUAUGGACAGUGGGACUGCUUAGAUGCUGAGUCCUAGGAAAGGUCCACCCCUGUGGAUGGGUCAGCUGGUGCCCCGACUGGUGUGCGCGGCUUGCUAAGUUGGCCCCCGCCGCCGUCAUGGAGUCUACCAUAACGCUAGCCUUCAAGCUGGCCCCCCCCGCCCACGAUGGCAGCCCCGAGCACCACAGCUGUGAGGAGAGGAUGGAGCGCCGCUAUGAGAUCGUCCCCUCCGUUGUCUGCUCUAUGUGCUGCCUCUUUGGCAUCAUCUACUGCUUUUUUGGCUACCGCUGUUUCAAGGCGGUGAUGUUCCUCACGGGCCUGAUGUUCGGCUCCAUCGUCAUCUUCAUGCUGUGCUACAAGGAGCGGGUGCUGGACACGCAGCUGAGCGCGGAGGCCAGCGCGGGCAUCGGCCUGGGCAUCGGCGUGCUCUGCGGCCUGGUCACCAUGCUGGUGCGCAGCGUCGGCCUCUUCAUGGUGGGCCUGCUGCUGGGGCUGCUGGCGGCGGUGGCCGCGCUGCUGGCCAUGGAGGAGUUCUACCACCCGCGCACCGUCUGGGUGCCGCUGGCCGUGCUCCUGGGCUCCGGCAUGCUCUUCGCCGUGCUGACCCUGCAGUGGCAGCGCUGCUUCACCACGCUCUCCACGGCGGUGUUCGGCGCCGCCGUCAUCACCGUCACCGUCGACUACUUUGCCGAGCUGUUCGUGCUGGUGCGCCACGUCUACGAGCGCAUCAAGGUGGCGCCGCCGCGGCCCGUAUGCUGGUUCACCUGGGCGGUGCUGGGCGUGUGGCCUGUGCUCACUGUGCUGGGGGUGCUGGUCCAGUGGAAGGUCACGGCUGAGGGUUACUCUCACACUGAGGUGAUUAUCAGCCGCCAGCAGCGCCGCGUCCAGCUGAUGCGGAUCCGUCAGAAGGAGGAACGCAGGGAGGGCAGGAAGAAGAAGAAGAAGAAACAGGCGCAGCACUCGCAGCACGCACACCCGUCCAAGCCUCUGUACCCCGAGCCCCCCUACCGCAGGAAGCCCAACCCCAUCCGCCGCUUCGACGGGGACGUCCUCUCUCCGAGCUACAUCCAGAGUUUCCGGGACAGGCAAGUAGACAUACGGGAAUAUCCUCAAGGCAGACUGAUCAGCGGGGCUCACACAAGCGUGGACAUAGACUACGAGUGCGGCUCCACCGUGCCCCUCACUGCUGCGGCCGGGCCCUCCAUGAGGGUGUAACAUCGCCCUCUGCUGGAAAGGACUGGUCUCGUCUCAUGGCUGUCACUGUCCCAACAGAAUAGCUGAAGUGAAGACCACUGCAGAGUGCCCUGUUUCCCAGUCAGUCACCCAGGCUCCCCCAGUGUACAGCAUCCUCCAUGCUGAUUGGCCGGCAGAGCCCUGCCUAAGAAGGAUUCAUAUUGGUUUGUUACAACUUAUUACAUCACAUUUUAGCAUUUUUCUGGACCCCUCGUCCUUGUACUGGGUGCCUGGUUGAUCACAUUGAAAGGGGUUGGGCAUUCGGGAAUCGCUUGGCUGCCUUCAGCUGCAGAAAUACUUGCGAUGAUCCCUGUAUUUCUCAGAUUAAGGUGCCACGCCCCCCUGUGGCCACUAGGUGGUGUAAACUGAAGACGAAUCACUCGCAGCCCUGAACUUUGGCCUUCGCCAUCACUGGGCAUGCUCAGUUUCCACUGCGCAGCCUGGGUGCUUCCUGAGAUGUAAACCAGGGACUGAACACCCCUGCGCUUAUUUUCUCAGGAUUCGCCUUAAUGCAAGACACUUUACACACGAUGUUCUAAUGGCUUGCCAUGCUCACAGGUUUCUCCAUUCGUAACGGCCACUGGGACCGUCCAGAAGUGCCACACCUGUCUUCAGGUGAGCUCCAGUUAAUCACAUUAAAAAAAAAAAAAAUGUCCUCAUUUUCAUUUGCCGAAAUGGCUCGACGCACAAAACCAUAACCUUAAAGUGCGUCCUUGUUUAGCGUCUCGGGACAGUGAAGUGAUGGGAAAAGGGGAUUAUUCUGGGAAUCUCCCAGAAGGAAAUUAUUUUGAGAAUCUCCCCAGAAGGGAAUCAUGAAUUAUUUUGGCAGUCUCUCCAGAAGGGGAUCAUUUUGGGGAAUCUCUUCAGAAGAGAAUUAUUUUUGGAAUCUCUCUGCUGGGUGCUUGACCUCAUCUGCAGUUAGUCUCAGGAAUUUGUUCUGUAGUGGCCUGCCCACUUUUGGUGGG
Molecule: messenger RNA, 2596 nt
Organism: Paramormyrops kingsleyae
Lineage: Eukaryota; Metazoa; Chordata; Actinopteri; Osteoglossiformes; Mormyridae
Product: transmembrane protein 198-like
Biological process (GO): positive regulation of canonical Wnt signaling pathway
Cellular component (GO): cytoplasmic vesicle; plasma membrane
Source: RefSeq, a predicted model, not a curated record